AUGGCCCUACAAUUAAAAUACAGCGACGAGCACGGCAUCCUACACAUAGACAUGUCGCCCAUCAAAACCCCCGACAAAGACAUCACAGAUCCGAAGUUCGACUCGAUCAACAACCGCUUCAGCCAGUACGACCUCUUCGGCGCGAAAUACGAAGAGGGGGGGUCGUUGUUCCGAAGCCGUUACAACAGCUUAGAAGAAGAACUCGCGAACACUCCUUACGCGUUCGCCACAGAACGCAGUCUCCACCUGUCGGAUCCGGUUCUGGACAUCACUAUCGAUUCGAAAGACGAUUUAUUCGGGCCGAAAAUCGAGAACUCGUUCACGGUGACUCAGUUGAUCCACGCGCAGGAUCGAUUCUUCGAUCUAUCGAAGAGGGUCGAGGUGAAAAGUGCUCCUAACUCCGCGUGUGUUAAAGUGAACUUGGGUGAUGCGUUUCAAGUUAUUAGGGAUGUAGAGGCGCCUAGCUCUUUACCGUAA
Molecule: messenger RNA, 477 nt
Organism: Leptosia nina
Lineage: Eukaryota; Metazoa; Arthropoda; Insecta; Lepidoptera; Pieridae
Source: the annotation of a GenBank genome assembly